Poecilia reticulata (guppy) is the source of this 5618-nucleotide messenger RNA. RefSeq names its product polypeptide N-acetylgalactosaminyltransferase 13 (gene galnt13). The record is from RefSeq and is a predicted model, not a curated record. NCBI's taxonomy places the organism in Eukaryota, Metazoa, Chordata, Actinopteri, Cyprinodontiformes, Poeciliidae. Gene Ontology annotation, cellular component: Golgi apparatus. Gene Ontology annotation, biological process: protein O-linked glycosylation. Gene Ontology annotation, molecular function: polypeptide N-acetylgalactosaminyltransferase activity.
AGAGGGACACAUGCAGGUCGAUGUGAGCGGAGCUGAGGUUAGAUUGUAUGGAGCAUUAUCUCGCCGUCUUCUCGCCGUUCCUAUGUACAGUCGUGGAGCAGGUGCGUGGAUAGACCCCCGAGUGAAUAAAUAAGGAAAACCCUCCUGACUGUUUCCUUAUCGACCGGUUUGACUGCGGCUACCUCAACUGUGUCGCUUAGAAAUUACAUCCAGGACUCUAAGCAGGUAUCAUGAGAGGUCUGACUGGACCAACAACGGCUCACUGGUUUGUGGACUACCCUGGACCGCAUCUUGGGUGUCAUUUCCAGACGGUGUUCGCUUAGCUAAAUUAGUUGCUUUAUUUCUUAGGCAUCUGAUCAUGUUCAACACGUUGCCUGGCAGCGAGUCUGGAUCAGGUCACCGGUUCACUACAUCCAUAAUUUAGGAGAAUGCCUCCUGGCUGUACCUUCUCCGUCUCACCCCUUCAUCCUCACCCCCACCUCCGAAGAUCAAACACCUCUCCAGCUGUCUGAGACAUCCGAGGUCCUCACCUCCAUCCGUCUUGUUUGCCUGCCUGACAGACAGACUUCCCAGAGGUGAUGCGGCGGUUUGUUUACUGCAAGGUGGUGUUGACCACCUCCUUGGUGUGGGUGCUGGUCGACGUGUUCUUGCUGCUGUACUUCAGCGAAUGUAACAAAUGCGAUGAGAGGAAAGAUCGCUCUCUGCUCCCCGCGCUCCGAGCUGUGAUAUCUCGGAGUCACGAGGGUCCGGGCGAGAUGGGCAAGGCGGUAAACAUCCCUAAAGACGACCAGGGGAAAAUGAAGGAGCUCUUUAAGAUUAACCAGUUUAACCUGAUGGCCAGUGACAUGAUUGCGUUCAACAGGAGUCUACCAGAUGUGAGAUUGGACGGCUGUAAAACCAAGGUGUACCCAGACGACCUGCCCAACACCAGCAUCGUCAUCGUGUUUCAUAACGAGGCGUGGAGCACCCUGCUGCGGACCGUCCACAGUGUCAUCAACCGCUCUCCGAGACACCUGCUGGUGGAGAUUGUCCUGGUAGAUGAUGCCAGUGAGCGAGACUUCUUAAGGACAAAGCUGGAGGAUUAUGUGCGGACAUUAGAGGUGCCUGUGAAGAUUCUGAGGAUGGAGCAGCGGUCGGGUCUGAUCAGAGCCCGGCUCAGGGGGGCGGCCGUAACCACAGGCCAAGUCAUCACCUUCCUUGAUGCUCACUGCGAGUGCACGUUGGGCUGGCUGGAGCCCCUGCUGGCUCGCAUCAGAGAGGACGGAAGAGCAGUGGUGUGCCCUAUCAUAGAUGUYAUCAGCGAUGAGACGUUUGAGUACAUGGCGGGUUCGGAUAUGACUUAUGGAGGCUUCAACUGGAAGCUGAACUUCCGAUGGUACCCAGUUCCUCAGCGGGAGAUGGAUCGACGUAAAGGAGACCGAACGCUUCCAGUCAGGACUCCCACGAUGGCAGGAGGGCUAUUCUCCAUAGACAAAACAUAUUUUGAAGAAAUUGGAAGCUACGAUCCAGGGAUGGAUAUAUGGGGUGGAGAAAACCUGGAAAUGUCUUUUAGGAUCUGGCAGUGUGGCGGAUCCUUGGAAAUUAUUACAUGCUCACAUGUGGGGCACGUUUUCCGCAAGGCCACUCCAUACAGCUUUCCUGGAGGAACAGGCCAAGUUAUCAACAAGAACAACCGACGGCUGGCUGAAGUCUGGAUGGACGAAUUCAAAGACUUCUUUUAUAUCAUUUCACCAGGUGUGAUGCGGGUGGACUACGGAGAUGUCUCCUCCCGCAAAGCUCUCCGAGAGGCCUUGAAGUGUAAACCAUUUUCCUGGUAUCUAGAGAACAUCUACCCUGACUCCCAGAUCCCAAGAAGAUACUUCUCACUUGGUGAAAUCAGGAAUGUGGAGACCAACCAGUGUGUGGACAACAUGGGAAGAAAGGAGAAUGAGAAAGUUGGCUUUUUCAACUGUCAUGGCAUGGGUGGAAACCAGGUCUUUUCCUACACAGCGGAUAAAGAAAUCCGGACGGAUGACCUCUGUUUGGAUGUCUCCAGGCUCAACGGGCCCGUCAAGAUGCUCAAGUGUCACCACAUGAAGGGCAACCAGAUGUUUGAGUACGACUCCGAGUAUGUUGGCAAGUGGGAGUAUGAUUUUGAGAAACACACCUUCCUCCACAUCAUCACCCAGUCAUGCCUGACCAUCAGCCGUCUGGAGGACGGCACCUACGGCCCCACUGUGGAGUACUGUAACAACAGCCCUUUGCAGGCGUGGAUCCUCCACAACUACACCCGCCUGGAGGUCGCUAGGCACCUUUACUUCAGUCCCACCGAUUAUAUUCUCUAAACUAACAUCUGCUCUUUGGGGCAGCGUUUUGGGGGGCAUGAGGUGAGCACAUGUUAGCUGUCGCGAUCUAGUUUAGCAAUGUAGUUUAGAUCGGUUAGAUUGUUUAGUCGGUAGUUGCCUCCAGAGCAGAUUGUCACUUUAGAUAUUUUAUUUUCCUUUUGUAGGAAGAGCAGAUGGAUUCGGAGCAUGUUGUGCUUCUUUCAGGUCUUAGAAUGUGGAUGCAGAUUGUUCUACGGAGCAUUAAAAAGCUUUUACUGGUGACCUUUUAGAGGGAAUCCAUGAAGACAGGGCAGAAGCACAUUAAGCAGUGACAGAUGUCCCUUCAAGAUGCUUCAGUGUAUAAGAUCUUAUCUGCAGGACCUUUAGCUAGACUUCAUGCUAAAUUAGAUCUCAUUUGACAUUUAUUUUCCAACAUGAAUGUUUUAUUUUGAUGUGAAUAUUCACUGGCUGUGUCCUGGUCUGCCCACGCCUGGUGAGUGAUGUUUGAAACGGAGGAGGACGUGUUUAUUUUUAGCUGAUUAUCUACCAGCACACAUGAUUGAAAUGGGUCAGCUAUUGUUUACAAGUUCUUUGAAGUGAUCCUUCAUUGUGGCGCUACCUUUUCAUGGCUCUGGACACUCAGAUGGCUCUCUUAUUGGCCUGAAGCAGCUGUGCACACUGUGUGCCAUGUUCAGAUUGUUAAAGCAAUGAAUCCCAAUCAUCUGGGCUUUUCACCACUCUGCCUACUUAUUUACAUAGCUCUGUAAGAGAUGUUCUUUUGCUCCAGUUUUUUUUUUCAUUUCAGAGUUGUUAUUUUCCCGCCUUUGCGCCUGUCAUUUUCUCUAUAGCCUAUUCUGCUCUGCAGACUUAUCUCAAGUUUGCACUUCAGAGUCCUGAAUCUCGGUGACUCUCAAACGGCUAAAGAGCAUGUAGAACGCCACGGUUUUUGUGUCCCGGCUCCGUAAAUUGAGCGAGGAGCUCCCAGAACUUGUGGUGUGUGUCGGAGUCAUGGCAGCAAAGUGACGUGCUGUUAGAUGGCCUGAUUUGCUGGUCGCGCUCUGAGUUCCUCCUGACAUUGCCCUAAGAAGAAGGAAGCACGGAUGCAAGACCCAGUCAUCAUUAAAGCAAACGAAACUAUUGCUUCACUCUGCCUUGAAAUAAAAGGAAAGCGCCUGAAAAGAAAGAAAAGGAAAAAAAGGAAAAUAAGUCAGCCUCGUAGAUCUCCACAGUCAAAAUGGUGACUCUUAUGCCUCGAUGCAAGUGUAGUGUGCUGCCUGGUGACAGGAAGGACGGUUCGAAGCAGUCUUCAUUUAAUUAGCUGGUCUCAGCUGUGCAAACGGUCUGUAACUUGCUCCAGAGGCCCUGCUUCAUUUGCUAAGAGGUUAGGAUGGGAGUUUUCUCUGCCCUAAAGCUGGCAUGAAAUAAUUAUGAGCAAAGAACUGGACUUCCACAGUUCUGCUAAUUUCAUUUAAGGUGCAUUUUCCCUGCCCUCCAUUGUCAUACUCCUCUCUUAAUGUCUCCUGCUAUUAUAACUUGGAAUUUUUAAAUGAAAAGAAAAAUAUGUCUCUCAAUAACAACUGAGUCAACCUGAUGCGUCUUCCUCCAGCAAAGAUCAUUAAUAAUUGUGAUAUAACGAAUAAGUUUUGGUCCAGCAUUAAAAUAUUAUCAACUUCUAGACAUUAUAGUCAAGCUUAUAAUGAGAUUCCAGAGCGUAGUGAGGUUUCAAUUAUUUUACAACAAAAUACUUGCAAGACAUUUUGCAACAUUUCCUUAUGUUAUUGGAGUUCAGUUGCAGCAAGCCCUACCAGCUGCAGGGGUUCACUCCAUGGCCAGACUGCUAAUGAAUCAUGAAUCAGCACUUUUUGUUCUAUUUAGACAGCUUUGUGUUAUUGUGGAUUGCGCAAAAAAAAAAGUAAAACAUGUAUGCUAUUCUGUGACUUCUUGAAGGUUCCUAGACUGACUACAGGGUUAAAUAGCCAAUAAAGUAUGCAGAGCAAAUGUAAAACUCUUAGAUAGUAGAGGUAUCAGCCAAACAGCCAAAUGAUAAUAAGUUGUUUUGUGUAUGAAAAUAUACUGAGGUGUCACACACACACACACACACACGCACACGCACACACACACACACACGGUCUUGUUAAAACACUGAGCUUUUUCAUGGGGGUUUGUUGUUGUGUAAUCAAUCUAUCUUCUAUUUGUGUCUAAAUUAAAGCACGGGACGUUGAAACCAAACUGUAACUUUAAAAUUAAUAUACAGACUGAACAAUUUUUGCAUCCAGAUGAUGUCUUUAUUAGCCUACUCUGUCGUCACAAGUGGGUAGCUAAAGAAAUAUGUUCCUUUAAACUUUAAGUUUGACACCCUUUAUAUUGAGAAUCUACUUUUCUUUUUAAAGAACUCGCUGUUAUAUCCAGAUCGAAUAAUAAUAGCAUGGAUGCAUUUUGCCUGGCGAGGCUACAUGCGUGACGGCAACCGGAUGGUGCUUCAUGAGCCAGACUUCAGCUGAAAUAUUGUGGCGUUUUGAUAGCGUAAAGUCUUUUUAUUGAUACUACUGCUCAUCAUUUUCAAAUGAUACAAACAGUUUUUCUUUUUAUGUCAGGAUUAUAUCAUUCUUCUUUUUUAUCAUUUUUUUUCCCUUUUUCUAAAUAAAGCAACCUCUUUGUUCUUUUCUCCAGUCUUUUUGGCAGGUGCGAAGGAUCGUGUGCCACCUGCUCUUUGUUCUCACUCUGUUUGAACAAAUGAGCCUUGUUGGACAGUCUGCAACGUGCACUUCAGGAAGAAUACGUGUGUGUGUGCACAUCCUCAUAUCUGGGCAGAGAAAUACUGGUCCUUGUGUUUUUAUAGCUUAAGAUCAAACAUGGCCCGAGCGUCUCUGCGAGCUCAUUAGUCUGGAGAUCCUCCGUCAACGGCCAAAGCACAAUCUUGUUUUAAUGAACAAUUACAGUGUGCCUCCAAUGUAGGAUAAAAAAACGCUGUGGCAAUCACAGACUGAAUAUUAUAGUUCUUCAUAUGUAUUUUACCUCAUAUUGGUAAAGAAUGACUCCCAAGAUAAGGCUGCGCUUACUGUAAAACCGGGGGUUAUAUCCGCUUUGCUAUUGCAGUCUUACUUUGAAAGAUACCCAUAAAUUAUAUUACAAUACAGAACUGUUUGCCUUUGUAAUAUAGAUUUUGCAAACCUUCAUUACAAACCAAUUAGAUGCUGGUGCAUCUCCAGCAAUUAACUGGAGGUAAAGUGGAGAUACAUAUUUUACAAUUAACUGGAGAUGCACCAAUCACAAACUUUUUCUUUAAAAAGCAACAUAAAAAUCGUCCGAUUCUGA